AGAUAUAUUUCGAUUUUACAUAUAAGCCCUUAAACACAGACAUAUUUACCAAUCGAGCUCCAAAUUCGCCACCACCAUUGCCACCGCCAAUGGCGCCUGUGAGAACCACUGGAGCUAUUGUUGCGGCAAUCUCAAUCGUCUUCGUGGCAUCUCUUUUCGUGUGCAACCUAAAAUCCAAGUCUUCUUCCUCCAAAAAAAAGACCAAACUUCAGAAAAAAUCAACAGAGGGUUUAAUCGGUGCCAUUGGUAACACUCCUCUAAUUCGAAUUAAUAGCUUAUCCCAAGCAACUGGCUGCGAAAUAUUUGGUAAAUGUGAGUUUUUGAAUCCAGGAGGGAGUGUGAAAGACAGAGUUGCAGUGAAAAUUAUUGAAGAGGCUUUAGAAACUGGAAAGCUUGCUCCUGGGGGGGUAGUAACUGAGGGGAGUGCCGGAAGCACCGCCAUUAGUCUUGCUACGGUUGCUCCUGCUUAUGGUUGUAAAUGCCAUGUGGUUAUUCCAGAUGAUGCUGCCAUUGAGAAGUCUCAAAUUAUUGAAGCAUUGGGAGCCACUGUGGAAAGAGUAAGGCCAGUGUCGAUUACUCACCGAGACCAUUAUGUUAAUAUUGCAAGACGACGAGCUUCCGAAGCUAAUGAACUAGCAUUGAAGCUUACUAAAUCAGAAGAAACUGAUGGGGAGAACAAGAGUUCCUUUCUCUCGAUGAAUUGUAAAGGAGGUUUUUUUGCUGAUCAAUUUGAGAAUUUGGCAAACUUUCGUGCUCACUACGAAGGUACUGGACCUGAAAUUUGGGAGCAGACAGAAGGAAACUUAGACGCGUUUGUGGCUGCAGCUGGAACUGGUGGCACUGUGGCUGGAGUUUCCAAGUUUCUUCAGGAAAAGAAUCCAAAUGUGAAGUGCUUUCUGGUAGAUCCACCUGGUUCUGGUUUGUUCAACAAGGUAACUCGGGGAGUGAUGUACACUAAAGAAGAGGCUGAAGGAAAAAGGCUAAAGAAUCCGUUCGAUACAGUAACCGAAGGCAUUGGAAUCAAUAGAAUAACAAAGAAUUUUAUGAUGGCGAAACUUGAUGGGGCUUUUCGUGGCACCGAUAUGGAAGCUGUUGAGAUGUCAAGGUUCCUGUUGAAGAAUGAUGGGCUUUUCUUGGGGAGUUCUUCGGCCAUGAACUGCGUCGGAGCUGUUAAAGUGGCAAAGUCUAUUGGUCCUGGUCACACUAUUGUAACCAUAUUAUGUGACAAUGGGAUGAGGCAUUUGAGCAAGUUUUACAAUGCUGAAUAUUUGUGUCAGUUUGGUUUGACACCAAAGGCCAGCGGAUUAGAGUUCAUGGGAUUCCUGAAAUAAGAUAAGAACCAUUUUCUUGACACCUUUUGCCUCAACAUUAUAGCAAUAUCUCCAAAUUUAUUCUACAGUUCAAAAGUAUUAAUUUUUAGAUUCUUGUAAGUUUAGUACUAUAUUUAGUGACAAAUCUCUAGAUUAUUGUAGAAAACUCAUUUGUCUACUAACAUUUUUGCUAUCUAAGAUUUUAGUUGUAAAGAAUGGAAAUUUGGCAUUA
Messenger RNA from Cannabis sativa, 1542 nucleotides. RefSeq names its product cysteine synthase 2. Gene Ontology annotation, molecular function: cysteine synthase activity. NCBI's taxonomy places the organism in Eukaryota, Viridiplantae, Streptophyta, Magnoliopsida, Rosales, Cannabaceae. Gene Ontology annotation, cellular component: cytoplasm. The record is from RefSeq and is a predicted model, not a curated record. The transcript is spliced from 6 exons. Bases 90 to 1331 code for a protein of 413 amino acids.